Molecule: messenger RNA, 1164 nt
Organism: Erythranthe guttata (spotted monkey flower)
Lineage: Eukaryota; Viridiplantae; Streptophyta; Magnoliopsida; Lamiales; Phrymaceae
Product: transcription initiation factor IIE subunit beta
Biological process (GO): transcription initiation at RNA polymerase II promoter
Cellular component (GO): transcription factor TFIIE complex
Molecular function (GO): TFIIH-class transcription factor complex binding
Source: RefSeq, a predicted model, not a curated record
CAAUAGGAGAUCUUUCUCUCUCUCUCUCUCUCUCCUGAAAAUCAAUCUCCCUAAAAAUUAUCAGGUGCUCUUCCAGAAUUGUUGCCUGAGAUGGCGUCGUUGCAAGAAAAGCUGUCGGAAUUUAAGAAACAGCAAGAGAAAUGCCAGUCGACGCUUACGAGCAUUGCAGCUAAAGCGGGAUCUUCGAAAGCAAAUGGUUCCAAAUCUGCGCACUCGAGCAUAGCAAAUGCAAAGUCAGUUGCACCACAAGUCAAAUUCUCGAACGAUACAGAAAGGCUUCAACAUAUAAAUAGCAUAAGGAAAGCUCCCGUGGGGGCUCAAAUCAAACGUGUUAUUAAUUUGCUCUUCGAGACAAGGCAACUCUACACUCCUGAGCAGAUAAACGAAGCAUGCUACGUGGAUAUAAAUGCAAACAAAUCCGUAUUCGACAGUUUAAGGAACAACCCGAAAGUGAGAUAUGACGGGAAACGGUUCACCUACAAGUCGAAACACGAUUUGAAAGACAAGGGCCAACUUCUUGUCUUAAUCCGGAAGUUUCCGGAGGGUAUUGCUGUCAUUGAUCUCAAGGACUCGUACCCAGCAGUCAUGGAUGACUUACAGGCUUUGAAAGCAUCGGGACAAAUAUGGCUGCUAUCGAACUUCGACUCGCAAGAGGACAUAGCAUACCCGAACGAUCCAAGGGCUGUAAUUAAAGUGGACGAUGAUCUGAAACAGCUGUUUCGCGGGAUUGAACUCCCCCGCGAUAUGCUUGAUAUCGAGAGGGAUCUUCAGAAGAACGGAAUGAAACCUGCUACAAACACUGCCAAGAGGAGGGCUAUGGCGCAGAUUCACGGCAUCGAUACGAAGCCCAAGACUAAGAAGAAGAAGAACGAGAUUAGCAAGAGGACUAAGCUCACUAAUGCUCAUCUUCCGGAACUUUUCCAACAUCUUAAGCCCUCCGGUUCUUGAGAAUGCUCGAUUUGCGAGUCUUUUAUUCGUAUUAAACGGUGUCUUGUGUUUUAUAAAAAAAAUAUGGAUUUAGUGAGAGUUCGUUUUGUGCCGGUUGGCUAAUCUCUUCGAAUAGAAAGACGUAUCAAGAAGUGGGCUCGAGUAAUUCUUAUAACAUUGCCUUUAUAGUUUAUACAUGGAAUAUUUGUUGUGACUUUAUAUUUCUUGAUUUUGUCA